Molecule: messenger RNA, 384 nt
Organism: Racocetra persica
Lineage: Eukaryota; Fungi; Glomeromycota; Glomeromycetes; Diversisporales; Gigasporaceae
Source: the annotation of a GenBank genome assembly
AUGUUUCGUGAUAGUGAUUCUGACAGUUAUAGUGAAGAUUUCCAAGAUUAUAGUGCUGAAGAAUAUGGUGACGAUGAAUUUGACUGUGAUGAAUUCGUUAGUAACAAAACAGGUCAAGGUAUACUUGAUUUUGAUCCUGCAGAAUUAGUGGAAAAUUUAGUAAGAAAAUGGAACUAUGAAAACAAUAGUAGUAGUAUUGAUAGCGAUUUAGACAAAACAGAUGAUACAGACAAAAGUAGUAAGAAUGUAAAUGCUAUAGAGAAUGAAAAUAAUGAGGAUGAAGACAUUAGUGAGAGUUCAAAUAUUAUAGAGAAUGAAAAUGAGAUUGUAAAAUCUUUACCUAUAGCGCUUAGAAAAACAUGUCGUAAAAGUUUAAAGAGAUAA